Messenger RNA from Ylistrum balloti, 648 nucleotides. RefSeq names its product ADP-ribosylation factor-like protein 1. Gene Ontology annotation, biological process: vesicle-mediated transport; intracellular protein transport. The transcript has a single exon. Lineage: Eukaryota; Metazoa; Mollusca; Bivalvia; Pectinida; Pectinidae. Bases 1 to 648 code for a protein of 215 amino acids. Gene Ontology annotation, cellular component: cytoplasm; Golgi apparatus. The record is from RefSeq and is a predicted model, not a curated record. Gene Ontology annotation, molecular function: GTPase activity; GTP binding.
AUGGGGAAAGCCUUGGGUAAACUUUGGGUGUCUAGAAAAGUGACAGUUCUUAUAACAGGACCCACAGGGACAGGUAAAACAUCUAUUCUACACAAUCUCGACUUAGGAGAGAUCAAGGACAGGUUUACUGAUGAAACCUUCGGUAAUCUUGAAGCUCUGUCUGGAGACGGGAUACAGGCAGUCGCCUGGAACAUGUAUGGAUCACGCUGUCCAGGUGGGAUAUCUGGCUACUAUCGUAACAUAGAUGCUGUCAUCUAUGUGGUGAAUGAUCGUGGACCACAAGACAAUUACAUAGCGAUUGCCAAACUCGGAUUCCAUUACUUCAAUCAAAUGGGUUGCACUAACGCUGUUAUAGCAGUGCUUGUGAAUCAAAGAAACACAGGAGAAGGGACACCGUUGACUUUAAAGGAGAUUCAUUCCGGCCUGGACUUGGAUCAGUGUUCCAAUAUAUAUAAGCUAUUUCCAGUGGUAGCUACAACAGGUGAAGGACUGGACGAUGUACAGGACUGGCUCUCAAGUGAGCUGGGCAAGAAGUUCACACGCCAAUCCUUUUUUGGGCCAGGUGACCAACAUGUAAAAAAGAAGGAGAAGACACCAUUUCACAGUCGGCUCCUCUACUCGUUUAAAGGCUUGUUUUCUAGGAUUUAA